Messenger RNA from Toxotes jaculatrix (banded archerfish), 3124 nucleotides. It is a transcript of the gene cngb3.2, whose product is annotated as cyclic nucleotide-gated cation channel beta-3. The record is from RefSeq and is a predicted model, not a curated record. Bases 599 to 2875 code for a protein of 758 amino acids. Gene Ontology annotation, biological process: monoatomic cation transmembrane transport. The transcript has 19 exons. Lineage: Eukaryota; Metazoa; Chordata; Actinopteri; Toxotidae. Gene Ontology annotation, cellular component: intracellular cyclic nucleotide activated cation channel complex; plasma membrane; photoreceptor outer segment. Gene Ontology annotation, molecular function: protein-containing complex binding; intracellularly cAMP-activated cation channel activity; cGMP binding.
CUCCCUGCUGAGCUGCACUUCCUCUGGAUAAGAGCUGUGACACCGACUAUCUUCAUAUCAGGCUAUGGAUGAACUGUAACCUGUCAGUUUCAGACGGGGCAGUGAGACGUCGACCACAUGCACCGAGGGGUUUUCCUCACGUUUCCCAGGACACGGCAGCUGACGCCUUCAGCACCGUGAAGGUCCUGUGUGUGCAGGACCAUCAUCGACAACAUGGUCGUUACCACAGGAGCUCAGCUGAGUGUGGUCUGUAUGAAGUCCACGCAUGUAUUCAGAGGCUGUCCUCCGGUGUCUCAGCUCAGCUGUGUUGAUCACCUUUAAGCCUAUUGGGAUCUUAUAUGAGAUGGUGAUGGGCUUAGAUGUAACUGCUGCUGGUGGGGGCUAUUCUCUGUGCAAGAGUAUUAGUGGUGCUAAAAGCAGUAAUACCAUCAGGACCGGCGAGGUUAUGAGAGCGUGCUGCUUUAAAGGAGGGGAGAAGAAAAGGGAGGGAUAAGCCUGGAGGAGGGGGAUCUUACAUGUCCUGAGGAAUCAGCACACUCCCCCCGUACAGAACGCCACGUACACACAGCACAGCAGAUGCACCUUUAGCUUUCUAGACAUGUUUGGUAAGUUGAAGGGCCUCCUCAGUGGCCCUCAGGUGCCAGCGGCUGCUGGGACCGCCAGAGUGGCCCCGGACCCGGCUCCAGCUCCGGCCAAGGAGGAGAAGGAAGCUGAUAAAGAGAAUGAGGCCAAGAAAGUGGACAAACCGCAGGAAUCAACUCCGGCCCCGGCCUCAGCUCCGGCUCCGGCCCCGGCUCCUGCUCCUGCUCCGGCCUCUGCCCCGACUCCUGCUCCGGCUCCUGCCCCGACUCCUGCUCCGGCUCCUGCCCCGGCUCCUGCCCCGGGCCCUACAGCAGCUCCAGCUAACCCUGACCAGGCGGGGCCUGAGGGACAGGAGGCGGCCCCCCCUCCGCCCCCACCCGUCCUCAUCAACAGGUACUCAGAUGAGCAGCUCAGAUCCAUCGUCACACGGAUGAGAGAGAGGCUGCAGCUCUACAAGGAGAAGGUGGCUGAUCAGUACGCUUCCUCCCCUGAGAUCAGCCCUCCUGUCACACCUCUGCUACUCAAAGACAACUACACUAAAGUCAUCGAGGAGAGGAAGAGACAAGCAGAGGAGGAACAGAUGAAGAAGGAGGAGGCAGAGAGGAAGAAGAAAGAGGAGCAGGAGAAGAAGAAGAAGGAGGACGAGCAGAAGAAGAAGGAGGAGGAGGAGAAGAAGAAAGCAGAGGGGAAAGAUGGGAAAGAGGAGGAGCAGAAGGUGGACGUGAAGGCCAGGUUUAUCAAAGCUGCCUGGUUUUCUGUGGACGUUGUGCUGAAGCCCAUUGAGGACAAGAUGGAUUCUGUGCUGGGGGUGACCAUCGACCCGUUCACAGACCGCCGCUACAUCGCCUGGCUGAGCUUAGUCACUCUGGCCUUCAACUACAACACCUGGUUCGUCACGGCCCGUCUGUGUUUCCCGUACCACACCGAGAGCGCCAUCCCCUUCUGGUUCGCACUGGACCUGCUGGCUGACCUCAUCUACCUCAUCGACUCCAUCAUCUUCCAGCCCCGCAAACAGUUCGUCAAAGGAGGAGACAUCAUAAAAGAUCGAGUGACGACAAAGAAGAACUACAGAGAUUCAGAGAGAUUUAAGCUGGACAUACUGUCCCUCAUUCCGUUGGAUGUGCUGUAUUUCCAGUUUGGAUUCAAAUCCAUUUUCAGAGCCAAUCGUCUGCUGAAGGCCGAGGCGUUUUUUGAGUUCAGUGAUCGUCUGGAGAGCAUCAUGGCCAAGGCGUACAUCUGGAGAGUCAUUCGCACCAUCGGGUACCUCCUCUUCAUGCUCCACCUCAACGCCUGCUUCUACUACGUGGCCUCAGACUAUCAGGGCAUCGGCAAGACCAAGUGGGUGUACUCUGGCCUCGGCAGCGCUUACCUCAGCUGCUUCUUCUAUGCGGAGAAGUCCCUGCUGAUGAUCGCUGAGCUGCCGCUUCCAGACACCGUGUUCGGGCAGAUCUUUCAGAUGGCAAACUACCUGUCUGGGGCUUUCUUUAUGUCCAUCGUUCUUGGCCAGAUGAGAGACGUCAUCGGUGCAGCCACAGCCGGACAGACUUACUUCAGAGCCUCCAUGGACAACACCGUGGCCUACAUGGUGACCAACCGCAUCCCCUCUCUGGUGCAGAACAGAGUCCGCACCUGGUACACCUACACCUGGGACGCUCAGGGCAUGCUGGACGAGUCUGAGCUGCUGGACAAGAUGCCGCUGGUGAUGAGGACCGCCAUCGCCGUGGACAUCAACCUGACCACCUUCCAGAAGAUCGACCUUUUCAAGGGCUGUGACCAGCAGAUGCUGGUGGACAUGCUGCUGAGGCUCAAGUCAAUCAUCUAUCUGCCUGGAGACUUUGUGGUGAAGAAAGGCGACAUCGGUAAAGAGAUGUACAUCAUUAAAAGCGGGGCGGUGCAGGUGGUGGGAGGACCUGACAACAGCAUCGUGUUCGUCACUCUGAAGGCCGGCUGUGUGUUUGGAGAAAUCAGCCUGUUACAGUCCUCCAAAGAUGGAGGAAACAGACGCACCGCUAAUGUCAAAGCCUACGGCUUCGCUAACCUCUUUGUCCUGGAGAAGAAGGACCUGUUUGACAUCCUCGUCCACUACCCUGAGUCUCAGAAAGUCCUGGCCAGGAAGGGAAGGAAACUAAUGAAGGCCAAGGGUCCAGCAGCAGCCAAAGCGGAGGAGGAUAAGAAGAAAGGAUUGGCGCUGUUUGGACCCAAACCAGCGACGCCCAAACUGCUGCGAGCUGUCGGAGGAAACAUCAACAGAAACUUCAUGGACAGACUGAAGACUGCUGCUGGUGGCCAGUGAAAACACUCUGUAGUGUAAAUGUACAGUUUUAUUUUCAGCAUCUUCUCUUUUGUACUGAGGCUUUUUUCUGUUGGAUUGUUGAAGUGCUGCUGUCAAACACUAUUUAAUUCUCUUUUUAAAUCCUUUUCCACCUGCUGGGAGCAGAGUCCGGCACAGUAGGAUGGUCAUUGUGAUUCACUUCACUGAAAUGAAUGAAUGAAUUCAGCAGAUGUAAACAAACACUAAAGGUGCAGUUUAACAUGUAUGUGC